AUGAAGACAAGGUAUACAGGUAUGAAGGAGACAGCAACACGAGUCUUUGAAAUUGUGGAGAAAGCUGCCUCAUUCUAUGAACGCGUGGAAGGAUUAUUCAAUUGGCGAAUUCCAUGGGUAUCGUCGUUGGCUGUUAUUAUGCUGCUACUUCUAACAGUUAUACUCUUCUUCGUGCCCAUCAAGUAUCUAUUUAUGCUCUGGGGUUUCAAUAAAUUUACCAAAGCAUUUCUACGACCGAAUGCCAUAAGUCACAAUGAAAUUAUGGACUUCCUUUCCAGAGUUCCAGAUCUACUCGAAGUGGUGCGUUUUCAAAUUUUAUUUUAA
Molecule: messenger RNA, 324 nt
Organism: Rodentolepis nana
Lineage: Eukaryota; Metazoa; Platyhelminthes; Cestoda; Cyclophyllidea; Hymenolepididae
Source: the annotation of a GenBank genome assembly